UUUUUUUUUUGGAUUUGUAUAAUACGCUUGAUAUAUAUAAUUAUUCACUUGACAGCAUAUAAAUAUAAAUAUAUAUAAAUAUUACAUAAGCAUUUAAGUUAGCAUGGUUCAAUCAAAAGAAGAACAACAUUUAAAUAAUUGUGUUACAGACUUUAUUUUAAUAAGUUAUGAUGAUGCGAACGAUAAAAACCUAGUUCAUAAAGCCAUUGGAAUAUAUAAGAAUGAAGAGGAUGCAUAUGCAGCAGCUAUUAUCAACCAGAUGCAAUCAAUCGAACAUAGUUCAGAAAAAUGGCUAAAAGAUAAUAUUUUUGAAAGACAAGAACAAAUUACUGAUUUAUGUCAAGUUUUAAAAGAUAAAUCAAAUACAUAUAAAGAACGAUUCAUAUACAUGACGAAAAAAUGCACUCAACUAUUUAAAGAUCUUCAAUAUACUCAUCUUUUAGUUUUAUCUAUUCAGAAUAAUAAUGAUCUAUUAUCGCAAUCAAUAAAUGAAUCCAUCUUUAAAACAAAAGUACAAAAUUUCCUAGACAAGUUCCAGGCGAAAUCAGAUAUAGAAGAAGAAGAUUUAGGGAAUAGUGACGAUGAGGAGGAAGAAGAGGAAGAAGAAGAUGGCGAAGAAGAAGAUGGUGAACAAGAAGAUGGUGAACAAGAAGAAGAUGGUGAAGAAGAAGAAGAAGUGGAUUUAGAAGAAGAUACUGGUGGAGAAGAAGAAGAAGAAGAAGAAGAGGAGGAGGAGGAGGAGGAGGAGGAGGAGGAAGAGGCAGUUCUUGAUGAUAAUGAUGAGGCUGAAGAAGAGAAUGACGAAGAGGAGGAACAAACUAAUAGUAGUACAACAAUACACGAAACUAGUGAUAGUGAGGAAUCAGAGGAAGGUGAAGAACAAAACAAUGCAUUAAAAAGAGAUAUAUCCGUAUUGGAAGAGGAUGAAGAUGAAGAAGAUGAAAUAGAUGAAGACGGCGAUGAAGAUGAAUUAGAAGAUGAUGAUGAACUAGUUAAAAAGCGCCAAAAUAUGAAUAAUUUCGUUGAAAAAACAGAGCAACAACAGCCAGUCCAAAGCAUUAUUACUCCACCCAUCUCACCUGUACAAACAAGUAAUAAAAAUUCAUUUAAUGUCGUGCCUGGUCAAUCUGGCUUACCUUGGUUAGCUCAUGAUGCUAAUGCUGAAGAUUUUACACCAACUAGUAAUAGUCGUACUGAUGUGCCGUUAGUUUCUCCACCUCCAAAAUUUACAGCACGUCCUCCUCGAAAGGCUUCUAUCAUUAGGCUUCCGACACGAAAGAGAACUAUUCAAAAGCAGAUUUAUAGUAUGAAAGAUGGGAUAGACCCUAUUAGCCUGUUUCGCAGUAUUAAAAAAGUUGAAACUAAUACAGGGAAAGGUUAUCAAAAAAUUGAUGCUAACUUCAAGUUCCCUACUAAAAUUAAAAAUCAAUUCAAAUCAUCAAAUGGUGUACAGGAUGCAUGGAUGUCCUUUAGACAAUAUAGUCGUGAAAAUAGUUUAAUUCAUGAAGACUUUGUCGAAUUUAUUGAGAACGCUAUUAUACCAUCAUUGCACAAUAUGUUAAAGGAUAUUGAUCAAAAAAUGCGAUCUUUAAGAAAAAAUAAAGCAUUAAGAACAACUGUACUUUAUAACUGUCGUGAAAAAGUAGAUAAGAUCAUUACCCGCUAUAAUUUCGAUAUUCAUUCUACCCUUAAUAAGCAAGAAAAGGCAAACGAUUAUUAUGUCAUACCUAAAAGAGAUCCUUUGUUAGUCAAAUAUGCUGUAAUUCAUACAAUCAGAAACAUGUAUAAGCAAGAAAACCGCUUACAUCAAGAGUUCCUCCAUACACAGGAUGCUUAUCGUCAGUUUGAGCAACAAAAAAUUAUUAAUGUUUAUCGUAAUGUGUUUCAAAGUUUUGAAGAAUAUCGUUGUCAAAAACAUUUAGAAAACUUGGAAGGAAUCACUAAAGCAGCUAAUAUUUUUAAUGCCAUUGAAACAGACUCUGAAUGGAUGGAUUUUGUUCAUCAUCAUGAUAAUGAACUAGUUAAACAAACAGCUGCUUUUAAAGACAUGAAUCAUCUUGAUUUCCCAAAUGCUAACCAUCGGCUUGCUCAACCAUUGAUUGCAGGAUAUUUGCAAAGAUUAAAUGGAAAGGGUUGGAGUCGAGGGUACUAUAUCAUAAGUCCAGUGGGUAUAUUGUAUCGUUUCGCUUCUGAAGAUGGCCUGAUGGAAUUACCUAUGAAUCCUGAGUUAUCCAUAUUUUUACCUCAAUCUGAAGCGUUUAUUGACCCUUUAACCCACUUAUUCAAGUUGAAGGGGAAAAUAAUAAAUGGGUUAUUUAAAAGUAGAAGAGUACUCCAAUUAUCUUCUACUGAUCCUAAUCAUAUUCAACAAUGGAUCCAAAUUAUACGUUCUAUGGUUAUUAAACAUGAAGAAGUUAGUAUGAAUUCACCAAAUCAACAAGCAGCAAAUAAUAUUAUUGAUCAUAGUUCAUAUUCUCAGCAAAAUGCUCCUGUUAAAACUACUAAAUCAUCUCCCCAACAAGCUAAAGAAAGUAACAAUAAUAAUUAUAAUAAUAAUUCAUCCAAGCAAACAAAUCAAAAUCAGGCGAUACCUACAAAUGAUAAAAAUCAACCACAAAACUUAAAUGGAUUAUUUGACCAAAAUACUUGUAUGUAUAAUAGUAAACAUCAAAAUACACCUUAUAAUAGUAAAGCUGUUACUGCUGGAGGUGAUACCAGAGAACAGCCGCACCAAAAUGAAGCUUUAGAUAUGAAGCCAAUGACUGUGCCAAAUAAUAAAGAAGAAUCUACUGGAAAUGAUAACCACCUUAUUAAUAACUCGUCCAUGUUCAAUCAUAACAACGUAUCACAGCCCUAUAAUACUUACACUGAAAAGGGUCAGAAUUAUAAUCCUCAGAUUAAAAAUCUUAAUUAUGAGAAUACUAGAAAUAUCUCUUCUAUGAAUACUUCUUCUCCUACUACUACAACUGAUUAUGAAAGAAAUAACAAUGAUUAUAGCGAUAGUUCAGUUAUUACACCAACGAAUAACCGUUCAACUCGGCUUGGAUAUACUAAAGUUAACGAUCAACAAGUAAACAAGUUGCCUACACGAGAAGGAAAUGAUGUAUUCUUUGAUGCUACAAAUGGCUAAGA
Cokeromyces recurvatus is the source of this 3132-nucleotide messenger RNA. RefSeq lists its product as uncharacterized. Bases 104 to 3130 code for a protein of 1008 amino acids. The record is from RefSeq and is a predicted model, not a curated record. NCBI's taxonomy places the organism in Eukaryota, Fungi, Mucoromycota, Mucoromycetes, Mucorales, Mucoraceae. The transcript is spliced from 8 exons.